Molecule: messenger RNA, 837 nt
Organism: Anthonomus grandis grandis
Lineage: Eukaryota; Metazoa; Arthropoda; Insecta; Coleoptera; Curculionidae
Exons: 5
Coding region: 202-831 (209 amino acids)
Source: RefSeq, a predicted model, not a curated record
UGAGACCGUUACCCGAUCUCGAAAAUAGUAAUGUUAUAUUAUGCACAUAUUGGGUGUAUUGCUUGAUAAAUGAAAAUGUAGAGGUUUAUAGAAUUUUCAACCAGAAUUGAUUAAUAAUAAUAUAGAAAUAACUGGAUUAAUGUUAGUAUUUUAACCAGUGUGAAUGCAAAUCUUUUUAGGAAUAUACAAACCAAUUCCAAAAUGAAUAACUUAUAUUGGUUACUGCAGAUUUUUAUAUGCUUAGCAUCACAGGUUUUCACACAGAACCUGAAUUAUUCAAGAAGUGGGGAUCAAUCCACAUUUAUUAAUACUGUGAGAUUCCCAUAUUCGAUGUUUUUUGAUCCUUUUAUGGGGCUUAUCAUUGCAUUCGAUAUAAAACUGUCUCCGUCAUCUAUAGAUGCAGAUUUUUCAUGGAAUAUUGAAGCCAACUAUUUUUUGCCUCAAAAUAUAUCUGAAUACUCAUUUCCUCCGAUUAUUGAAUCAGAUUCCAACGAAAGAGGUUUAUUCGACCGAAAUGUACUAUAUCGUAUGUUAGAAAGUAAACUUGAUUCUUUCAGCAAAAAUUACACAGGCCACAACUGCUUUUUGCGAAUUAUUUGCGAAAUGUCUUGUUUUACCACAAAAGACACGGAUAUUUUUGGAGAUAUAUUACAUAUUAUAUUAAGUCCUACAUCGUCGGAAGACAAAAAUAUUUCCCAAAAGUAUAUAAAAGCUGAAAAUUACGGAAAGAAGAAUACUCACUGUGAUAAAUAUAUUAAGAAGUGUCCUGUAAAUAUUUUUGGCACCUUAAGUGUAUUAGAAGAACUUUUAGAUAAUAAACUGUUCGAGUAAUACGAG